Fulvia fulva is the source of this 1515-nucleotide messenger RNA. RefSeq names its product Dihydropyrimidinase. Lineage: Eukaryota; Fungi; Ascomycota; Dothideomycetes; Mycosphaerellales; Mycosphaerellaceae. The coding region runs from base 1 to 1515 and encodes 504 amino acids. Gene Ontology annotation, molecular function: hydrolase activity, acting on carbon-nitrogen (but not peptide) bonds. Gene Ontology annotation, cellular component: cytoplasm. The transcript is spliced from 2 exons. The record is from RefSeq and is a predicted model, not a curated record.
AUGGUCUUCGAUCUGGUGAUCAAGAACGGCAUCAUUGUCACAGCGAGUGAGGUGCUACAAGACGGUCUCGAAAUCGGAAUCAAAAAUGGCAAGAUAUCAUGCAUUGGCACCGAUCUUCCAACAUCGUCGAAUACUGAGAUCGUUGAUGCGGAAGGUGCAUACAUCACGCCAGGAGGCGUCGACAGCCAUGUCCAUCUCGCACAGAAGAACUCACCUACUGGCGACACCUGGGAGACGGGAACAAGGAGUGCAAUAGCAGGCGGCACAACAACCGUCAUCGCUUUCGCCUCGCAGCAGAAAGCAGACACGUCAUUAUGGCCAGUGCUCGAAGACUACAAGAAGAAAUCGACCGGACAGACCUACUGCGACUAUGGCUUUCACUUCAUCCUCACCAACCCAACCCCAGAGAUCCUUCGAGAUGAGCUCCCCAUCCUGGCGGAGCAGGAAGGCAUAACGAGCGUAAAGCUGUACAUGACCUAUGAGCUCAUGAAGCUGAACGAUCGCGAAGUGCUCCGGAUUCUCUUCGCCUGCAAGUCCCUCGGCAUGACGACCAUGAUCCACGCCGAAUCGCAUGAUAUGAUCAGCAUGAUCAUCGAAGGCCUCGAGCGGAACAAGAACACUGAGCCGUACUUCCACGCAGUGGCUCGACCGCGGAUAGCAGAGGACGAGGCCUCAUAUCGAGCGAUAUCGCUUGCAGAGCUGGCAGAUGCUCCUAUGCUAAUAGUGCACAUGUCUUCGGAUGUAGCCAUAAGUCACGUUCGAGAUGCUCAGACGAGGUUACUGCCAAUACAUGCUGAGACAUGUCCGCACUACCUUUUCCUGCUGUCGGAGAAGAUCAAGGCCGAACCUCACGACCACUUCUGCGGGGCGAAGCACGUAUGUUCGCCUCCGCUUCGGCAUGAUACAAAGGACCUUGAAGCUCUGUGGCAAUCAAUAGCGAACGGGACUUUCACAACGUGGUCGUCGGAUCAUGCUCCGUCCAAGUACGAUCAUCCAGGAGGCAAGAGACUGGGUCUGAUCGAUGGUGUGCCGCGGUUCUCCAAGAUUCCGAAUGGUCUGCCUGGUAUUGAGACAAGAGUCCCGCUACUCUUCAGUGGAACUCCAGCAUGCCGGUCGCAAGAAGAGGUAAGGCUGAGUUUGCCUCGCUUCGUGCAGCUGACGGCUACGAAUCCUGCCAAGCUUUAUGGUCUGGAUGGCAAGAAAGGCAGUAUAGCGCCGGGGUAUGAUGCUGAUUUGAUCAUUUGGCAUCCUGGCAACACUGGAGCCACGACCAUCAGCCAGAGCAUCAUGCACCAUGAUAUCGACUAUACACCUUUCGAAGGCAUACGUGUUGGAAACUGGCCAAGGUAUACCAUACUCAGAGGCCAAGUUGUCUGGGAUCAAGCAAAGGGCGUCACCGGCCAGGUAGGCUAUGGCAAAUACCUAAAACGUGGCAAAGGCCAGGUCCUGGUGGGAAAGACCGGCAAUGUACCUCGUGGAAUGAAGCCAGAAGAGCGAGGAUGUUGGGUGCCAUAG